Molecule: messenger RNA, 1766 nt
Organism: Salvelinus sp. IW2-2015
Lineage: Eukaryota; Metazoa; Chordata; Actinopteri; Salmoniformes; Salmonidae
Source: RefSeq, a predicted model, not a curated record
GCGAGAAGGAUCGGAGGACCAAUGUGCAGCGUGAUUUACACAGACCAUAUGCUGAAGACCUCCUGUGGACCUGAAAGCUACGGCAGUGAUCAUUUGAAAAGCGCAAGUGCUCCGUUGAUGUAUAGAAGUUUUCAUAUCAGUAGCAUUUGCCAAAGCAAGAAGAGGAACAUGUCAGAAAGUCCAAACACCCCGUGCCACACCAACACAGACAACAUAAAUCCAAAGGAAGAUGUUCUGCCUUGCACAGCUUCAAAGAUAGACGACACCAGAAUAGAUACCGGACAGCGAGAGAAGGAAGAUGUUCUGCCUUGCACAGGUUCAAGCCUAGCUAAGACGUGUCCCCUGAACCUACCUGACCCUUUCAAGUUGCCCACGCCUGCUAUACAUGGUCCAUAUUAUCAGAUGCCGGGGUGCUGGAUGAGCAGCAAGGACCAAGACAGAAGAAACCUAAAAACAUCAACAGCUGGACCAUUGUAUUACUGGGACAGGCAGGUGUUGGGAAGAGUGCAAGUGGCAACACAAUCUUGGGGGGAAAUCCUGUUUUUAAAUCAUAUCGAAGUUCUGUACCUGUUACAAAAAUGUGUCAGGAAGUACAGCGGCAAAAACAAGGGAUAAAGGUGAGGGUCAUUGAUACCCCAGACUUCUUCUAUGACAAUGUUGACGCACAAUCAGACACACAUGUUAAGGAAUGCAAAAAAUACUUCAGUGAUGAGUCUGUGUGCUUGUUGGUGAUUAAAAUUGGCCGAUUCACGAAGGGUAAGAGAGAGAUAUUAAACCAGUUGGAACAUGCCUUUGAUAGUAAAAUCAGAGCGAAAACUAUUGUCCUCUUUACUCAUGGAGAGGACCUGAAAAACAUGAACAUAGAGAUGUUUAUCCAUUCAGACCAUCAUCUUCAACAGAUAGUUGAGCUCUGUGGGAACAGGUACCAUGUGUUCAGAAACACUGACCCAGACCGUCGUCAGGUGAUGGAGCUGAUGGAGAAGAUCUGCAAAGUCCUAGGCCAUGAGCAGAGUUUCACAGAGUUAAAAGACCAGUUGUCCCCAGAGUUCAAUGAGUGUGGGAGAAAACAAAUGAAUAUGUCCCAAGACUCCCAAUCUAAGGUAAAUCAAAUAAAACAGCUCUGCCCACUUUUCUAACUUUGAUUGUGUUAACAAAGAUUAUUUCAAUGUCACCAAUGAUUGCUUUAGGUCACUUUUGUGUGGCCUUGUGACUAAAGUUGUGUAUUAGUGAGAUUUUUACUGUGCCGUGUAUUAUACCAAAUGUCUUUCCAUUGAUUGAAUCUACGUCGCCAUGCAUUUAUAGUGUUGUAUAAAGUUACUGACAGACAUACAGAUUUAAAACACAAAUUAUAAUACUUGGGUUUAUUGGCUUAAUUAUCAGGCUUGAGGUGAAACAGACUAACAUUAUCCAGCCAAGAUGAUCUUUUAAAAUGUAAUUUCAUGUAAUGUAAUGCAUAUACUGUAAUGCAAAUAAGCUCAUUUUAAUCAAUGGCUCAAUCUUUACUAGUUUUUUUCAAUCAGGUUUACUUAGUACUCAUAGAUAGUACUCAUAAGAACUAUGCUUUUUGACCACAGAAAUUCAUCUUUAGUCACACAAUAAUUCUAGUAGAUUUGUUAUGUCAGUAAAUGUGUUAUUAGGCAUUAAUUCAUAUUAAAUUGUUUACUAAGGUUUGAUAACCCUGAGAAAUUGAAACCACUGACCUAAAUCGCUACACUUAAGCAUGCAAAUAAAAUUUGGCGAACUAAUUUGCCCAAUAUUCAGUCAUA